Messenger RNA from Mercenaria mercenaria, 838 nucleotides. RefSeq names its product snake venom metalloproteinase acutolysin-C-like. The transcript has 4 exons. Bases 49 to 471 code for a protein of 140 amino acids. NCBI's taxonomy places the organism in Eukaryota, Metazoa, Mollusca, Bivalvia, Venerida, Veneridae. The record is from RefSeq and is a predicted model, not a curated record.
CUCAGGGAUUUGCUUACGCGAGUACCUCUUAGUUCAACAGAGAUCAAAAUGAAUUCUACCUUUUUAGUUUUCACGGUUGUGUGUUUGAUAUUUCUCGUUCGAUGCAAUCGCUUACCGCAGCUUCUGUAUGAUGAGCAAUCAAAGCCUGGUGACCACAAUGAAGAACCGGGCGUUCAGUACGCCGCAGUGAAGGAAAUUGACACAAGUUAUCUACGUCAGUUCCGUAAACGUCCUGCGAACGUCGUUCAGUACCAGAUCAGCCUGGAUAACGAGACUUUUACAAUCACGUUACGUCCUAACAAAAACAUUUUCACUCCAGGAUGUCUUAUCCAUAACUAUUUACCCGGCGGUAAAAAAGACCUGUAUCCAUGCUCACGACAGAGCGUAGAUUGCUACUACAUUGGUCAUAGCGAUGUACACGACGAAUCUUGGGUAGCAGCUAAUGUUUGUAACGGUCUGGUGAGUGUUUGAUUUACAUUUUGACAAUAAUACACAAAAUACAUCUUUGGGUAUUAAAUAUGAAAAAAAAAGAAAAAGAAAACAACAACAAAAAAAAAAAACAACAAAAAAAAAAAACAGCGAUGUAGAGGAAGAUAUUUGUUGCAAACCGUCUGUUUUAACGCCGUUUUUAAAUCGUUAGCGGUCUUAUAUUGACCAGGUUAUGAAGGCAAUAUGAAAUAUAGUGUAGAUAUAUUUUUUAAAAUCCUUUUCCAAGUGUAAAUGUCAAAUUGUUUGUUGUUAACGUCGUUCUUAUAUUUCAAUUAUGUACCAGCGGACAGUUUUCAUUACCAGCAUUCCUGUAUCUUAAUAUCAGUAAUAAAUUGUCCUCCGCAAUAAC